CUGCGCCGCCCCGCUCUUUCCUCCUUCUCUCGCUCUCUGCCUCUCUCCUCCUUCCAAACCGAGGCUGCUCUCCUCCUUUUCUUCCUUUCUUCUUCUGCCGGCCUCUCCUCUGCGCUCCGGGGAAGCUCGAGGGUCGAAGGUUCUGCCCUGCCUUGCACCAGCCCGCCACCUUUGCCAAAGCCCUUUCUCGCUCCCUGUAAGCAGCUUUUCGACACCGUCCUCCCUCAUGGAUCGGCUCCUUCCCCAGCACUGAAGGCAUCCCUAGGAAUACACAUCAACAGCCAAGAAAAUAAAAGAGGGAAAGAAGAAGUUGGCAGAGUUCAUGAGGAGAUUUUUGGAUUCCAACAUCGGCUGCAACACAAUGCCCACCCCUGUCCUUUGCUCUGGAAAGUUGUAAAUUGCUCAUGUCUAUAAAGAGGAAGCAUGGCUCAUGGAAUUCCUUCACAAGGCAAAGUUACUAUCACAGUGGAUGAAUACAGUUCAAAUCCAACCCAGGCGUUCACACAUUACAAUAUUAACCAGAGCAGGUUCCAGCCUCCACAUGUACAUAUGGUUGACCCUAUUCCAUAUGACACCCCAAAACCAGCAGGACACACGCGAUUUGUCUGCAUCUCAGACACACACUCCAGAACAGAUGGAAUCCAGAUGCCUUAUGGGGACAUCUUGCUUCACACAGGAGAUUUCACUGAGUUGGGGCUGCCCUCCGAGGUUAAGAAGUUUAAUGACUGGUUAGGAAACCUGCCAUAUGAAUAUAAAAUAGUGAUUGCUGGAAAUCAUGAACUGACAUUUGAUAAAGAAUUCAUGGCAGACCUUGUUAAACAGGAUUACUACCGGUUUCCCUCAGUAUCCAAAUUGAAACCAGAGGAUUUUGACAAUGUUCAGUCACUUCUGACAAACAGUAUUUACUUGCAAGACUCUGAGGUAACCGUCAAAGGAUUCCGGAUAUAUGGCGCUCCUUGGACACCAUGGUUUAAUGGAUGGGGCUUUAACUUACCCAGAGGUCAAUCUUUGCUGGACAAAUGGAACCUUAUUCCUGAAGGCAUUGAUAUAUUAAUGACCCAUGGACCUCCUCUUGGUUUUCGAGACUGGGUUCCAAAGGAACUGCAGAGAGUUGGCUGUGUGGAAUUGUUAAACACAGUACAAAGGCGUGUAAGACCCAAACUCCAUGUCUUUGGAGGAAUCCAUGAAGGUUACGGCAUUAUGACAGAUGGUUACACAACGUACAUUAAUGCCUCAACAUGUACAGUCAGCUUUCAGCCAACCAACCCGCCAAUUAUAUUUGACCUUCCAACCCCGCAAGGAUCAUGAAGCACUACUGCAGUGGGGGAAGGUCCAUAAACUGCCAUUUUUCUAAUUAAAAAACAUCCAGUCUCUUAACAUGUUUCUUUACAAAUGAUGUGGGGCUUUUUUUGUAAAUUGUUGGUACAAAAAGAAAAGGUAGAGGUUGUGCUUUUUUUGGAAAUGCAGCAUCCAUUUGAAAUUGGUAAAGCAUUGUGAAUUUGUAAAAUGAAGUUUUAUGUUUUUUUUAAUAAACUUGCCAUUGUAAAUUGUUAGUGUUCUCAAAAGGACAGCCAAGCUUUCUUUUAAUGAGUGAGACACCUUAUUUUAAUAUUAUUAAAUAAGCUUAAAAAGGCAGUGUUUGACAAAAAAACACCCCAAUUUGCACAGCUAUUGUUUGAUUUUUUUAAAAAAAAAUUGUAGUGUUAAAUGCCACCCUGUGCCCUCCUAUGUUUUUAGUUUCAUAUGCAUGCUCCCUGAUCCAGAUUUUUGUAUGUACUCUUAUGCUGACAAAAUGUCAGGCAUCCAACAGGGUUAAAUGCACUUAUGCCCAUGGAUCAGUGGACUUAACUGUACCUAACUCUCUUGGGAUUGAGGUCACAGAGCUGUUGUGCAAAAGGUGAGAUCUCCAUUUGUCUCCAUGGGUGUUGAUCUGAUCACACGUAUGGAUCAGUUAUCCUCAUGGAAAUGAAGGAAGGUGCCAUUCUUGGUCAGAAAGGCAGUACUACCCAUCAGAGCUUCUGGACUCAUAACAGCUUGCUGGAUCAGGUCAGUGGUCCAUUUUUCCACUGAUCCGUGUGCUAUCUAUUAAUGGUAAUGAAUCAGUGAGGGAAAAACAGAUUUCUAGGUUUAGUUUGUCUCCACCUGCUUUAAUGACCAAUUAGAUAGCAGCAUCUCAUAUGUACUUAUCUAAAUUGUCACAGUAUUGGUGAGUUUCUUAAAUUAUUUUAGCUUUAAAAAUACGGGGAUGAAAAGCUGCAAUGAGCAGGUGUUCCAUGCAGUAAAAACAUGUAAAUGUGGACUCCUUUUAAAUAUGGAUUUUUAUAUAUAUGUAUUUUUUGUGCAUUAUAACUAAGCUAGGCAUUUAAUAGUGCCAAUGUAGCAUCUACAAAAUUAUGCUGUACAGCACAUCUAAAUUAUGAAAGAUGUGACACGUUUUUUCCAAGCACUCAAGGCCUUCAAGAGCUUGAGUUAAAAUCUUGGUGCGGUUUCAGGCAUGUAUAGAAUCAAAUGAAUACAAUCAAGCCUAUCUAAAAUAAGGCUUUGUUGUCCUUUAUAUUUAAAAUAUUCUUGAAUUGUCUUUCCAUUUCUUUUUCCCCUUAUUUUGCACUGUGUGUAAAUGCAAUCUUGCUAGCACAAAAUAUUGUUGCAAAUAGUUAUUUCUGUUCUACCACUGUAAAUGCUAUUGAGCUUUAUUCUGUUUUAUGUUACCUUAAUGGAAUUUAGGAAAGCAGUUGUUUCUUUAAAUUUAUUGCGAUAUUAUAUAUCUAGCGGCCUUUAUAUGCAAAUAAAAUUGCAAGAUUUUUAAA
Eublepharis macularius is the source of this 2807-nucleotide messenger RNA. It is a transcript of the gene MPPED2, whose product is annotated as metallophosphoesterase domain containing 2. Lineage: Eukaryota; Metazoa; Chordata; Lepidosauria; Squamata; Eublepharidae. The record is from RefSeq and is a predicted model, not a curated record. Gene Ontology annotation, molecular function: hydrolase activity. The transcript is spliced from 7 exons. Bases 424 to 1308 code for a protein of 294 amino acids.